Zasmidium cellare ATCC 36951 is the source of this 1026-nucleotide messenger RNA. RefSeq lists its product as uncharacterized. NCBI's taxonomy places the organism in Eukaryota, Fungi, Ascomycota, Dothideomycetes, Mycosphaerellales, Mycosphaerellaceae. Gene Ontology annotation, molecular function: oxidoreductase activity, acting on the CH-OH group of donors, NAD or NADP as acceptor. The record is from RefSeq and is a predicted model, not a curated record. The transcript has a single exon. Bases 1 to 1026 code for a protein of 341 amino acids.
AUGGACCACCUCAAAGUAAAAGUCCAUCACAUGAAACGCAAGCUCAGCGGUCAAGACAACGCCGCUGAACACAACGGUCGCUUCGUCCUCAUUACCAACGGCACUGGCUAUGUCUCUACAUGGAUCAUCAGACAAUUCCUCUCCAACGGGUAUCAAGUUCGAACUACAGUGCGAUCGAACGUGGAGGGGCAGGACGUUAGGGACACGCUUUCCAAGUACUCGCAUAACCUGGAAAUCGUCGUCCUGACAAGGGUGACCGAAUGGAGCGACUUGGUUAAAGGUGUCGAUGGUGUUGUGUGCACGAAGUUGGAAGAGUGGCAGGGUUUACUGGAGGUGAUAGUGAAGGAGGCGCCGCAGGUUCAAAGGGUCAUUGUCACUUCAUCACUUGACGCCGUGGUUGAUGCUACGAAUCUAUCCGAGCCGGGGCACGUCUUCUCCGCGCAAGACUGGAAUUCUUCAUCGGAGGAGAAGGCGUUGCAUGCCUUUGUGAAGGACGGCAAUUCGAAUUUCAGCCUGGCCACGAUCUGCCCCGCGAUGAUCUUGGGACCACUGGCGCACAAGACAGAUCUUGAUGGAGUGAAGAAGUCAUCAGAAGAUCUCACCGAGAUCUGGAGAAUCCUGGAAGGCAAAGGAAAGGGCGACUUUCGAUUUCCGGCUUUCGUGGACGUGAGAAACGUCGCGCAAGCACAUCUCCGUGCAUACGAGCUGGAAGUUGAUCAAGAUGGAAGUGAUGGAGGGGCAGAAAGAUAUAUCGCCUCUGGCGGCUCCGUGACCUACGCUCAAGUGUGCUCUACGUUAAGAUCUCAAUUCCCUGAAUGGAGACUGAGGAUCCCAGAUCCAAAGAACGUGGACGAUAAGGAACCGCCUUAUACAUUCGACAACACCAAGACGAAGGAAAGCCUGUUCAUGAGCUUCAUCAGCUUGGAAGAUUGUCUGCGUGAUACAGCACAGAGUUUGAUGGAAGUCGAAGCGGCGAGUAAGAAGAAUGUGCGAUAUGAUGGACAGGAAUGGUUCCGACAUGUUUGA